This is a messenger RNA of Thyridium curvatum, 924 nucleotides long. RefSeq lists its product as uncharacterized. Bases 1 to 924 code for a protein of 307 amino acids. NCBI's taxonomy places the organism in Eukaryota, Fungi, Ascomycota, Sordariomycetes, Thyridiales, Thyridiaceae. The transcript has a single exon. The record is from RefSeq and is a predicted model, not a curated record.
AUGGUUGGCAACAACAGCGAGCACUCCAGCGAGGGUGCUGGAGUUCAGGAGGCCGCUCAGCGUCUUGCGGGCACUCCCUCCCCCACCCCCCCAAUCAAACAAUCCGUGGAGGUCGAAGACCCCUUUGCAGCCAAACCCGAUCAUGAUUCGCCGGCACAGACCGAGGUAGCCAUGAGAUACCCUCCUUCUUCCUCUCUCGCGCAGAGGGAGGAUAGCAUGAACACUAUCAACUCCCUCGAACAGACCCAGAAGCGUAACAUCCCCUCGCCCGUGAGUGAGCCUGCUCCCCGCGAGCCGACCAGGGGCCAACUUCGUCGACAGCGACACGGCCUCGCGCCCCGAGAUCCCGACGAGGUCAGCACUGACUGCAGCUCUGACUCGAGCAUCGGUCGCUUUGACUUCUCGAUUGGCUAUCCCAGGUCUGGCAAGCGGAUUCACCAGUACUGUCGAGUCGCACGAGCCCAGUGGGAAGCAAUGAUGGAGGAGAAGGCCGAGAAGGCUGCCAAGGCCGUAGAGGCCGAGAAGGCCCUGGUGGCUGCAGAGGCCGCGGGAGCUGCGAAGCUGGCUGCAGAGGCCAGCCAGCGGGCCGCCGCUGGCAACCCGACCGGAAAGCCCGAGGAGCGCCAGACUCCGUACGAGGCACUGUACGUCUCGCGAGCGAUCGAGAGGAGGGAGUGGGAGCAUCACCAGAGGAUGCAGGCCGCCGCGCAGGCUGCCGCCAACCGCGAGUCCGCCGCCACCAGCAGCGGCGCCGGCGACAGCAAGCCGUCGUCGUCGCAGACCGGAGAGCGCAAGGUCUCGAGCGCCUGGAACUCCAUCAAGGGCAAGGCGAAGGACCUGCUGAGCCGCAAGUCACUGGCGAACCUACGAAAGGGAUCGUCCUCGACCCGCCCCAAGGAGAAUGCCUCGAAGGACCAGGCUUGA